GCUACGCAUUUUGUCCUCUUGGUAAUCUGCAUUGCUUCGUUCGGUCUAAACCGUAGUUGGGCGAUCACAUACGACGUAACAAAAUUCGGCGCUGUCGGUAACGGCAGUACCGAUGACUCACAGGCAUUUCUACAAGCAUGGAAAGCAGCAUGUGGAGAUAAGAGUGGAGGCACCCCAACCUUCACGGUGCCGAAUGGAAAGACAUUCUUCUUGAACUCUCUGGCUUUCCAGGGCCCUUGUCAAUCUCAAACUAUCCAAGUACAGAUUUUGGGGUCUCUUGUGGCACCCAGCCAAAAGAGUCAAUGGUCAAACUGCCUAGGCAACAGUUGGAUAUCUUUCCAAGGAAUAAAUAGUCUCAAUGUAAAUGGAAAUGGAUUGAUAGAUGCCAAAGGUGAAUCCUGGUGGCACCGAGUCACCCCCACAGAGGAGGACAACCCCAGUCCUCCACGUGGCGUCUGCGAUCGACCGACGAAUAAUCUACCCUCGAAAGCCAUGAAAUUUGCAAAUUGCAAUGGGCUUCUACUGAGCGGAUUGAAUAUUCAAAAUAGUCCAAGGAACCAUAUCAGUAUAGACCAGUGUGACGGUGCACAAAUCUCCGCCCUCACCAUAAAUUCGCCUGCAAACAGCCCUAACACUGACGGAAUUGACAUGUAUAGGUCAAAACAUGUUUCUAUUACAAAUUCCAACUUUCAAUGUGGUGAUGAUUGCAUUGCUGUCAACACCGGGUGCUCAGACGUUAACAUUACAGGUGUUUCAUGCGGGCCUGGCCAUGGUAUAAGGUGGAGAACGAAUGUGGGAAGUCUAGGAAGAGGUGGAAGCUCCGCUCAAGUGGAAUUUAUACGCGUGCAACAGUGUAACUUCACAAACUCAUUGAAUGGUGCAAGGAUAAAAACAUGGCCGGGAGGGACUGGGUUUGCGAAGAACAUCUUCUUCGACCAAAUCUCCGUCAACGCGGCCACUCAUCCCAUUGUCAUUGACCAACAUUACUGCAACGGCCGAUCGUUUUGUCCAGAGCAGACGAAAGCUGUACAAGUGAGUAGCGUGUUCUUCACAAAUGUACGAGGAACAUCAGGUGGAAAAGAAGCAAUUAAGUUGGAUUGCAGCAAAAACGUGCCCUGUCAGGACAUUCAUCUACAAAAUGUUAGCUUAACCUCGUCAACCCCAGGAGGAAGUGUUUUUGCUACAUGCCAUAAUGCCAAGGGACAAUUCAGUUCUAUACCUCCGGUCACUUGCACAUGA
Molecule: messenger RNA, 1239 nt
Organism: Thlaspi arvense
Lineage: Eukaryota; Viridiplantae; Streptophyta; Magnoliopsida; Brassicales; Brassicaceae
Source: the annotation of a GenBank genome assembly